CACCGUUUUCGGAAUUGCUGAAUAUAUUUCUUGUCACCAAGCAACUCUCGCAGUACACAUUAUACACAAUGGCCUCCACCAACUACCGCGAAGCUUUCCAGCUCUUCGACAAGCGUGGCAACGGCCGUGUCGACCGCGGUGCGCUGGGUGACCUCCUCCGCGCAUGUGGACAGAACCCUACACUGGCUGAGAUUGCCGAUCUCGAGCGCGGUGUUGGCGCAGACUUCGACUUCGACACCUUCUCCAAGAUCCUCAACCGCCCCGGCGGCUUCCGCGAACCCUUUGACAUCGAGGAAUACAUCCGCGGCUUCCAGGUCUUCGAUAAGGACCGGAGCGGGUUUGUCGGCAAGGGUCAGAUCAAGUACAUUCUGACCAACCUGGGAGAGAAGAUGAGCGAGGAGGAGGUCGAUGAGCUGUUCAAGAGCACCAUCGAUGCAAGCAAUAACGAGGUGGACUACAGGGAGUUCGUCAAGACUAUUGCGGAGAACUAAACGUUGGUUCUUGCAAUUCUUGUUCGUCCCUUCUUCUCCUUCUCCAUUGAGAUUUUAUGCGAGCAUGUCUGAAACGGGUCACGGUUUUUUGCAUGCGGAUUACGUCGGCGUUGGAAUUGUCUUAACAUGAUACAUAUAUACACUUCUUUGAUAUCUGCACAUUGUAGGGCAGCAGGGC
Alternaria alternata is the source of this 669-nucleotide messenger RNA. RefSeq names its product EF-hand. The transcript has 4 exons. Lineage: Eukaryota; Fungi; Ascomycota; Dothideomycetes; Pleosporales; Pleosporaceae. Gene Ontology annotation, biological process: mitotic actomyosin contractile ring assembly. Gene Ontology annotation, cellular component: myosin II complex. Gene Ontology annotation, molecular function: calcium ion binding. Bases 69 to 491 code for a protein of 140 amino acids. The record is from RefSeq and is a predicted model, not a curated record.